AUGAAUAAACCAAGAAAUUUAGAUAAAACUACCAUGUCAACUACUAAUCAUUAUCCCAUUAAAUCUUAUGAUGAAUAUCAAGAUUUAUUCGAUAAUAAUAAUAAUAAUAAUAAUAAUAAACAAAGACAUUCAAAUAAUCCUGUCAAUAUGUCACAUCAUCAUCAUCAUCAACGACACCACCACCAACAACAAGCUCAACAUCAUUAUCAGCAUUCACCUCAACCUCAUCAACCACAAACAUGUCAAUUUAUAUCACCAAGAACAUUAAAAGUAGAAACAAUAGUAGCACCAAAUUUAGACAUAAAACCAUAUCGAAGAAGAAAUAUAAAACAUCAAUUAUCAUCAACUGGUAAAUGUUUCCUAAAUUAUUAA
Messenger RNA from Schistosoma spindalis, 372 nucleotides. NCBI's taxonomy places the organism in Eukaryota, Metazoa, Platyhelminthes, Trematoda, Strigeidida, Schistosomatidae. The record is from the annotation of a GenBank genome assembly.